ACGGUUGUGCAGCUAAUAACAAAAAUAAUCAUAGUAAAUCGAAAAUAUGAUGAACGACAAGCAAAUGCCGCCUCAGCCGCCAUCAUAUGGUUUCACAUCGGCUCCACCACCACAACCCAUGGUAUAUCCUCCUCCGCAAUAUGAAGGAUAUGCACCACCACCACCACAGUACGGUUAUCCUCCGCAACCACCACCAGGACAAGGCUAUCCGCCAGCAGCAGGAUAUCCACCACAAGCCUAUGCACCACCUCAACCACCUCCAAAUUUUCAACAACCACAACCCCAUCCCGAAGCUGUUUUGGUGGUUCCCGCCGGUGGCUGGUAUAGCCGUAAUCAAAAAAAUAAACCACAAUCAAACUCCGCUAGCGUUGCUGCUCUCAUCUUCAUCUCUGGCGGCAUGAACAUUGCCUGGAGCAGCGGUUUUCGUUCAGCUUAUAGUUCAACUCAUAUUCGAAUUGCUUGGUUCAUUGGAGCAAUAAUUGGAGCAGUUAUCAGUGCAUUUCUUGCCAAUAAGGUGCCCAAAAAAAUUGUGGGGCUAUUCAGUGCUGUGUUAGUUACCAUUGCUGGCAUUGUGGUUGCUGCUACAACUUACAAUGAAGAUGCCAUAACGGCGGGUCUUUAUCUCGAUGGCAUUGCGAAUGGAUUGGUAUUUGCUCCCUUUAUCGCCUUGGUGGGUGAAGUUACAGUUUUCUAUAUGCGUGGACUGAACGCUGCCACCGUUGAUCAAUUAUGCUUUAUAACUGGCUAUAUGGUGCAAGUUAUAUAUACUUGUUCUUGGUCUAGUAGUUCCUAUUAUAAUAAUAGCUUCACGCCCGAUAAUAUGAAGGGAGUUCUAAGUGCCGUUUAUGGAAUUCUUGGCAUAAUUUUUGGUGCCCUUCUGUGCAUUGAGUCACCAGUGAUAGAAUUGGCCAAUGGUGAGGAGCAAAAGGCAAUUGAUAUAUUGCGUCGCUUGCAGAGACCCUAUACAGUGACUAAUGAGACCUACGAACAAUUGGCAGAGCACAAACGUUAUUUGGCCCAAAAUAAGGAUCUCACUGUGGGCCAAAGUAUCGUGCGAGCCAUACCAGCAUUUUUGCGUUUAUGCUUCCUACGAGCCUUGAAUGCCAUGUCUCUGGCCUCUUACAUAACAUAUGCAAUGAUAGUCGCCAACAUAGCCAACUUCCACUCCUCAAGUCUAGGAUGGUACGUUGGCUUUGGCCUCUGUCGUUGGUUUGGCAACUUUAUAACCACUUUCUGUAUGGAAUCAGUGGGCCGCAAGAAGCCGAUUCUUAUCGGACUGCUCGUAUGCGGUGGUAUAUCCUUUGGCAUGGCUAGCCAGUUAUCGUGGCCAUUCUCUGGCAUACGCACCAUGAUGCUAGUUUUCCAGUUUUUCGCAGGUGUUGCCUUUACGGCCACCUCACCAUAUCUAACGGAGGGUUAUCCAUUGGGCGUUAAACAGCAUUUUAUUGCAUUUACUUUUAUUGUGGAAAUGCUUGUGUUUCUCAUAAUCGGAGCUUGUACUUGGAGCUUCACUGGAGGCACAAACUAUUUCUACAUUAUCGGUGUACUGUAUCUUAUUGGUUUCAUAGCUGGAAUCUUUUGUCUACCAGAGACAAAGGGAACAACAUUGCGGCAGGCACAGGAUAAAUUCAAAGGGAUCUCUAGCAGGGGCUUUUAGAGGUUAUAUAUAUUGUAAACGUAAAAACAUACAAAGAAAUAAUAAAAACGAAUUUCUAAUUGCGUCAAA
Drosophila willistoni is the source of this 1726-nucleotide messenger RNA. RefSeq lists its product as uncharacterized. Bases 47 to 1657 code for a protein of 536 amino acids. Gene Ontology annotation, molecular function: transmembrane transporter activity. The transcript is spliced from 3 exons. The record is from RefSeq and is a predicted model, not a curated record. Gene Ontology annotation, cellular component: membrane. NCBI's taxonomy places the organism in Eukaryota, Metazoa, Arthropoda, Insecta, Diptera, Drosophilidae. Gene Ontology annotation, biological process: transmembrane transport.